CUAGAGUGGAACGGGAAGGGCUGUGCGCUCUUCCUGUAGCUUCCUCCUGAGGUCCUGAGACCUGCAGUGCUGGGAACGAGAGAGGGCGGGCGUGGAGAGCCUCUGCGUGGAGCUGCGUAACACCGCUCAGAAGCCUGUGGAUUAAGAUGUACGGAAAGUAACUGACAUUCUUAGUUUAGUAAAGAUAUGAGUGAUCUCAGUGAAGAAUUGACGAGGCCUGUGACAGAGGAUGAGCAAGUGGAAACGUCUGUGCUCUCUGGUACAGGAAUGCAUAUUCCUUGGCUUCAAAAGCGUAUAGAAACUGUAGUGACUGGAGGAAAAAAGAAGGAUUUUGCUCAGACAACAAGUGCUGCAUGUUUAAAUUUUAUCCAAGAAGCUCUGCUGAAGCACCAGUGUCAAGCUGCAGAGUACAUGCACAGUUAUUUUCAGACUUUGGAAGAUUCAGAUAGCUACAAAAAGCAGGCUGCACCUGAGAUUAUUUGGAAGCUUGGAAGUGAAAUUCUAUUUUAUCAUCCCAAGAGCAACGUGGAGACUUUCAAUACCUUUGCUGACCGGAUGAAAAAUAUUGGCGUCAUGAAUUACUUAAAGAUCUCCUUGCAACAUGCAUUGUACCUUCUGCAUCAUGGAAUGUUUGAGGAUGCCAACAGAAAUCUAAGUGAGGCAGAGACACGGAGAUAUGGUGAGAAGUCGUCUUCCCAGGAAAUAUUAAUCCAUCUUAUUCAAGCCUAUAAAGGGCUUUUGCAGUACUAUACUUGGUCUGAAAAGAAGAUGGAAUUGUCAAAGCUUGAUGAAGAUGACUAUGCUUAUAGCACAGCAACCCGAAAUAUGCUCAACCACAGCUGGAAGACAUCUGUAAAUCUUUGUGCGUUGAUUCAAAUUCCUGGAGUUUGGGACCCUUUUGUGAAGAGUUAUGUAGAGAUGCUGGAAUUCUACAGUGAUAGGGAUGGAGCCCGGGAGGUGCUCAACAAUUACGCCUACGACGAGAAGUUCCCUGCAAAUCCAGAUGCCCAUAUCUACUUAUAUAAUUUUCUAAGAGAGAAGGCACCAAGAGAAAAACUGCUAAGUGUGCUUAAGAUUUUGCAUCAGAUUGUACCAUCUCAUAAACUAAUGUUAGAAUUUCAUACAUUACUUAGAAAAUCAGUGUAA
Messenger RNA from Cynocephalus volans (Philippine flying lemur), 1146 nucleotides. Its product is annotated as TATA box-binding protein-associated factor RNA polymerase I subunit A-like. Lineage: Eukaryota; Metazoa; Chordata; Mammalia; Dermoptera; Cynocephalidae. Gene Ontology annotation, cellular component: RNA polymerase I transcription regulator complex. Gene Ontology annotation, biological process: transcription by RNA polymerase I. The record is from RefSeq and is a predicted model, not a curated record.